Fonsecaea nubica is the source of this 1806-nucleotide messenger RNA. RefSeq lists its product as hypothetical. The record is from RefSeq and is a predicted model, not a curated record. Bases 1 to 1806 code for a protein of 601 amino acids. Lineage: Eukaryota; Fungi; Ascomycota; Eurotiomycetes; Chaetothyriales; Herpotrichiellaceae. Gene Ontology annotation, cellular component: nucleus. Gene Ontology annotation, biological process: base-excision repair. The transcript has 2 exons. Gene Ontology annotation, molecular function: phosphoric diester hydrolase activity; DNA-(apurinic or apyrimidinic site) endonuclease activity; endonuclease activity.
AUGGGGAUUCGCAUCACGACGUGGAAUGUCAAUGGUAUUCGCAACCCAUUUGGAUAUCAACCAUGGAGAGAUAAGAGGACGUUUGAGGGCAUGUUUGACAUUCUGGAGGCGGACGUGGUCAUCUUCCAAGAAACCAAAAUUCAGAGAAAGGAUCUCCGCGACGACAUGGUGUUGGUGCCUGGCUGGGAUAACUACUGGAGUCUCCCUAAGCAUAAGAAAGGAUACUCUGGCGUGGUCAUUUACACGCGUAAUGCGACAUGCGCCCCUGUGAGAGCCGAAGAAGGCAUCACCGGUAUCCUGACCCCUCCGAACACCUCUACCAGCUUUCGAGACUUACCCGACGAGGAGCAGAUUGGAGGAUACCCAAACGCUGAACAGUUGUCCGAGGCAGACUACGACCCGGCCACUCUAGACUCCGAGGGAAGAUGUGUUAUACUCGAAUUUCCCGCCUUUGUCCUCAUUGGUACCUACUGUCCGGCCGAGCGAGACGAGACACGAACCCACUAUCGCACGAGCUAUCUUCGGGUGCUCGACGCAAGAAUACGCAACCUGGUGAAAAUGGGCAAAAGAGUGGUCUGGGCAGGCGAUUUCAACAUAUCCAGGGAAGAGAUUGACACUGCAGCGGCACAAGAGAGCAUGCGCAAGAACGGGAUUGACCCAGUCCAAUGGAUCUCCACACCAGCACGGAGGAUGUUCAACCAGUUGCUUGUGGGCGGCAAAGUCCAUGGGGAAAGGGAGGAGGGGAGAGAAACGCCGAUCAUGUGGGAUCUUUGCCGGGGUUUCCAUGAAGGUCGCAAAGGCAUGUACACUUGUUGGGAGACCAAAGUCAAUGCUCGACCGGGUAACUACGGUUCAAGGAUCGAUUAUGUGGUGUGCAGCCAUGACAUAAAAGAUUGGUUCAGUGAUGCAAACAUACAGGAAGGGCUAAUGGGGUCUGAUCACUGCCCAGUCUACGCGGUAUUGAAGGACACUGUGGUAGUUGAUGGAGUCGAGCGGCAUAUACUUGACAUGGUCAACCCGCCGGGCAUGUUCGUGGAUGGUGAGCGCAAACAAGAAUGGACCACGAAAUGCUUGCUUCCCAUGUCCGGCAAGCUGAUACAAGAGUUCGACAAGCGGCAAAGCAUUCGGGACAUGUUCACCCGGAAGCCGUCGCUCCUCAAGUCAAAGAGCAACAUUGGCGAUUUGGACACCAAUGGUGCAGCUGUUGAUGUACCCGAGGCAGCAACUAUGGCGGGUGGCGACACUCCGACCUUUUCUGAAGCGGCAAGUUCUUCUGAUCUGUCAAAGACAACAUCGAAUGUUUCUAUGAGCACCAAAUCUAUCAGCGCGAAGAGGCCAGCAAGGACAAUCGAACCACCGACGCCGGUGAAACGCGGCAAGACGGCAUCUCAAACGACAUCCAACGGCAAGGGCCAGCAGAGUCUCAGAGGGUUCUUUUCCGCCAAACCACCCAUUGCUCAGGCUCGUGAAGUAGAUGGCCCCGUCACUGAAGCAAAAGUUGGAAAAGAGCCCCAAGAGCCGGAGACAAUUAAACCGGCCGUGCCGCUCGAAGAAGAAGCGGCCAGUUUCGCAGCCAAGCAGACCUGGGGCAAAUUAUUUUCAAAGCCUGUGGCACCGAAAUGCGAGCACGGCGAGCCAUGCAAAACCAUGUUGACCAAGAAGCCCGGCGCUAAUUGCGGAAGAUCUUUCUGGAUGUGUGCGCGCCCACUGGGUCCCAGCGGAAAGCAGGAGAAAGGGACGCAGUGGAGAUGCAAUACCUUCAUCUGGGCUAGUGAUUGGGACACGCAUGCCACUGAGCCGGGUUAA